Messenger RNA from Exophiala aquamarina CBS 119918, 4275 nucleotides. Its product is annotated as transcription elongation factor SPT6. Gene Ontology annotation, cellular component: transcription elongation factor complex. Gene Ontology annotation, biological process: nucleosome organization; transcription elongation by RNA polymerase II; transcription elongation-coupled chromatin remodeling. The record is from RefSeq and is a predicted model, not a curated record. The transcript has 3 exons. Lineage: Eukaryota; Fungi; Ascomycota; Eurotiomycetes; Chaetothyriales; Herpotrichiellaceae. Bases 1 to 4275 code for a protein of 1424 amino acids. Gene Ontology annotation, molecular function: DNA binding; histone binding; nucleosome binding.
AUGGAUUUGAUCGACGACCGCGCAAUUCUGGACGAAGAAGAAGAUGAAGGAUCUUUCGACGAAGAUACGGGCGAAGUCAAACGGAAAUUGAAUGGAGCCAAUGGCCAUUUUGAAGACUCAUCAGAGGAAGAAGACGAUGACGAUGACGAAGAAGCUGCCGCAGAGGUAGCGGAGGGUUUCAUCGUGGACGAAGAUGAAGAUGACGAAGAGGCUCGGAGAGAGCGGAGGCGCGACCGAAAGAAACGCCGGCGUGAAGAACGCGAUCGAGAAGAUGAAGGCCUUGAUGAAGAGGAUCUCGAAUUGAUUGGCCUCAAACCCGCCGAAGAAGCCUCCGAACCGAAAUUCAAAAGACUGAAGCGUGGCCCAAGAGAAGAUCAAGAAACACAGCGUACAUAUGGCAUCAACGAUAUCUUUCGCGACUCAGAUGAGGAGGAAGAUGCUGAUCCAUAUGCCCGGCGAGUGAGUCGGCCAGGGCGAAGGGGCAUGCAAGAUGACCUCGAUGAUUUUAUCGAAGACGAUGUAUUUUCGGACGAAGAGCAGCAAAGACAACGCGAUGAUGAAGAAGUGGCUCGUCCUGCUAGAAGUCGUCUUCCAGACCUAGGCAUCGCGGAUGCCGCAGGCCUCGACGAAGCCGCCUUGGAGGACUUUCGCGCUGCAUUUGGUGAUGGAACUGACUACGACUUUGCAUUGGAGAAAGAAGAUGAAGCGGAUGAGCAGGAGGCGAAGAAGGACAAACACCUUGAUCUGAAGGAUGUCUUUGAGCCUUCUCAACUCGCGGAGAAAAUGUUGACGGAUGAAGAUAAUCUGAUCCGCCUCACUGACGAACCUGAAAGGCACCAACUAGCCAGAAAGCCAUAUCGCCAUAUCGAACUUACUGAAGCCGAGUUCAAAGAGGAAGCUGGCUGGAUAUCUGAUCUGAUGCUGCCAGAAAAGAGCUUGGAUCCCAAUCUCAAAGAGCCAUUUACGCAGGCCAUCAGUCAAUCUUUGGAAUUCCUGGUUCGAGAUGAUUUCGAACCCCCAUUUAUCUACAACAACCGCAAAGAUUAUUUGAUGCAUGUCACCUCUAAAGUCAUCGGUAGAGACGAACAAGGAAAUGCCCGUACCGCUCCGGAGACCACCAAACUUCUAAUCCAGGCAGACAUUUGGAAAAUUUUCGAGUGGGAUCUAAAGUUUCGUGCUCUGAUCGAAAAACGGCGGACAUUACAGAAAACUUAUGACGACCUGAAGACAACGUCUAUCUCGGAGGAUGUUACAUUUGAAGAGAUGCUUCCAGCCGCUGUGACAAUGGAGGAGCUCCAGGAUCUCCAAGACUAUCUAUAUUUCCAAUACGCGUCACAACUGAAAGAUCUCGCAUUGACCAGCAAUGGAGAACCUAAUGGAAUUGCUAUGUCGCAAAAGAAGGCCCUGACCAAGACGGUUUACGAGGAGAUUCGCUCGGCGAAAGCAUAUGGUCUAGUUAGAGCUUUUGGUAUCUCUGCCAACGCUUUCGCUGAAAAUGCAACCGGACAGGGUCAGAGAACAUACCCCGAGGAUCCUACAGAUAACCCGGAGAAUCUGGCGGAUUCUUUCGUUGAUGAUGAGUUCUCAACCUCGACGAAGGCCCUGAAAGCCGCGAAGUCUAUGUUUGUGGAAGAACUUUUUAUGAGCCCCAAAUUCCGCGGGUGUAUAAGGAAAAAUGUCUAUAUUCAAGGUGUGAUAGAUUGCCACCGCACUGACAAAGGACUGCGAAAGAUUGAUGAACAACACCCCUACUACGAAUUCAAGUAUCUCAGGAACCAGGAUGUCUCCUCCUGGUUCAAUCAGCCUGAACUCUUCUUGAAGAUGCUGAAGGCUGAAGAAGAAGGCUUAAUUGAGAUCAAAACUCGAUUGCUAAAUCAAGAAUCUUUCGUUAAGCAACUCCAUAAGCAUAUUGAGAGCGACAACUACUCUAGUGUGGCAGAUGCGUGGAAUGCAGAACGACAAGAGGUUGUAACUAUCGCUUUCGACAGGGUCAUGAAGCUGAUGAAUCGGCUGGUAAAGGAAAACCUGAAAGAACGGUGCGAAGAUAUUGUUGGCAAUUAUUGUCGCGAGGAGUUAGGCCUGAGGCUCGAUCAAGCUCCUUAUCAACCAAAAGGCAUGAAAAAAGGCACCACUCCUCGGGUACUCACUCUGACCAAUGGAGGCGGAGUUCCAGGCCGUGAUCACAUCUACUGGGCAUACGUUAGUGACGAUGGCAGAGUCCUCGAACACGGUCGGUUCAAGGAAUUGUCUCCAGGUGAUUCCGAGAAAGGCAUCCCUGAUGGCAAGGACGUGGAAGCUCUUCUGGAGGUAAUUCGACGAAGGGGGCCUGAAGUCUUGGGUGUUUCUGGAUGGUCCCCAGACACAAGAAAGCUUUAUUCAAACAUCACAACUCUCGUCCAGAGCCAUGAUCUUCGCGGUCCCAUUAUUGAAGACGAUGAUCGCGAACGGAGUGAGCCUUUGGAUGUCAUCAUUGUCAACGAUGAGGUUGCGCGGAUGUACCAAAAUAGCGAUCGUGCCAGGGUUGACCAUCCUGGCUUCGCACCGUUGGCCCUGUAUUGUGUUGCAUUGGCUAGAUAUAUGCAAAACCCUCUGGUGGAAUAUGCAUCCCUGGGACGAGAUAUCGUGUCAAUCAGUCUUCAUCCAGCACAGCACCUCUUGCCUCAAGAGAAAUUAUGGAAGAAGUUAGAGAUGGCAUUCGUCGACAAUGUCAACAUGGUUGGCGUUGACAUCAAUGAGGCUGUGAGCGACAGUGCUGUGGCCAGUCUACUCCCCUAUGUGAUGGGCUUGGGUCCACGGAAAGCCCAACACGUUCUCAAAGUCAUUAAUCUUAAUGGUGGGUACGUGACCGUUCGUGAAGACCUUUUGGGUAUCAAUGAUCCCCAUCAAGCAAUGGGUUUCAAGGUGUGGAGCAAUGCUGCUGGUUCCCUCAGCAUUGCUUUUGAGUUGUCUGAACCCAACUCAGAGUACCUUGACUCCACACGCAUCCACCCUGAAGACUAUGACAUUGCUCGCAAAAUGGCUGCUGAUGCCCUGGAAUUGGAUGAAGAAGAUAUUGAGGCUGAAAGACAAGAGGGUGGGUCAGCCGCAAUUGUGCGUCGAUUGAUCAAAGAUGAAGCCCAAGAUCGUGUGAAUGAUCUUGUUCUCGAGGAGUAUGCCGAGCAAUUGGAGAAAAAUCUCCAUUCCAAGAAGCGGACGACUCUAGAGAAUAUUCGCGCUGAGUUAAUUGAGCCAUAUGAAGAGAUCAGAGCAACCUUUCACAGCAGCCUCCGGGAGACUGAAAUCUUCACCAUGCUCACUGGCGAGACGAAGGAAUCUCUGCAAAGGGGCAUGAAUGUGCCUAUCAUUCUGAAGAAGGUUUCAGAUAUGACGGUAAUUGGCAAACUGGACUGUGGACUGGAUGCCAUUGUGGAAAUGGAACAAUUUGCAGAGAAUGGAAUCUCUCCAAAGCAACUAUAUGCGGUGCAUCAAACAGUACAGGGGCACAUCACAUCCAUCAACCGAAAAGACUUCAGUGUGACUGUUAGUCUGAGAGAAGAUCAACUGAAAAAGCCCUUCGUUCGCUUCAGUCAUGUUGAUCGAAAUUAUAACGAAUGGGACGACAGAGAAGAGGCAGCAGAUAGGAAGCUCCUGCAGGAGAAGACGGAUUCGGGGAGCCGAGUGACUCGUGUCAUCAAGCAUCGUUUCUUCCGACCAUUCAACGCCAAGCAAGCCGAAGAAUACCUGGGCAGUCAAAAUCGUGGUGAUGUGGUGAUACGGCCCUCGUCCAAGGGUACAGAUCACCUGGCAGUCACAUGGAAAGUGGCUGAUGGGAUAUUCCAACACAUAGAUGUGCUCGAACUGGACAAAGAGAACGAAUUUUCUUUGGGCAAGACAUUACGAAUUGGUGGCAGAUACAACUAUUCAGACUUGGACGAGCUGAUUGCCUUGCACGUUGAGACCAUGGCCAAGAAGGUCGACGAGAUGUGCGGCCACGAGAAGUUCCAGGACAAGUCUAAAGCUGCUCUCGAGGAAUGGCUGACCACUUACACCAACGCGAAUCCGAAACGAUCUAUGUAUCAGUUUUGUAUCAAUCGAGAACGACCUGGACAAUUUCAUCUUGUUUUCAAAGCCGGCCAGAAUGCUAAGUUGAUGGACUGGUCUGUUAGGGUGAUACCAUCGGGGUUUGAGCUGAUGAAACAACCAUACCCAACAAUGCGAGAUUUGUGUAACGGCUUCAAGCUGCUCUUUCAGAACAUGCAUCAAUCAGCAUCAAUUAGGCAGAGCGGACGAAGGUAG